Rubroshorea leprosula is the source of this 1146-nucleotide messenger RNA. NCBI's taxonomy places the organism in Eukaryota, Viridiplantae, Streptophyta, Magnoliopsida, Malvales, Dipterocarpaceae. The record is from the annotation of a GenBank genome assembly.
CUUCAAAGAUUAGCCUCUGCUUUCUUUGUUUCUCUAUUGCAGAGAGAAAAUGGCUGAUGUUUAUUUAAUCUGCAUUGUGUCUCUUAUUUCUCUAAUGUGUAUGGCUGAAGCUAGGAUCCCUGGGGUUUACACAGAAGGUGCAUGGCAGAGUGCUCAUGCUACCUUCUAUGGAGGAUCCGAUGCUUCUGGCACCAUGGGAGGAGCUUGUGGAUAUGGAAAUCUUUACAGUCAGGGAUACGGAGUGAAUACGGCGGCACUAAGCACCGCACUUUUCAACAAUGGCCUUAGCUGUGGUGCGUGCUUUGAACUCAAGUGUGCCAAUGAAAAGCAGUGGUGCCACUCCGGCAGCCCAUCCAUCUUCGUAACCGCAACUAACUUCUGCCCACCGAAUUACGCUCUCCCCAAUGACAAUGGCGGCUGGUGUAACCCACCCCGCUCACACUUCGAUCUUGCGAUGCCCAUGUUCCUCAAAAUUGCCGAGUACCGAGCCGGCAUCGUUCCCGUUGCCUACCGCCGGGUCCCAUGCAGGAAGCAGGGAGGGAUAAGGUUCACAAUUAACGGUUUCCGUUACUUCAACUUGGUUUUGAUCACGAACGUCGCGGGUGCAGGAGAUAUCGUGAGGGCGAGCGUGAAGGGGGCGAAGACUGGGUGGAUGAGCUUGAGCAGGAACUGGGGUCAGAACUGGCAAUCAAACGCGGUUCUGGUUGGUCAGUCACUCUCGUUCAGGGUGACAGGCAGUGACAGACGCACUUCCACCUCCUGGAACAUCGUUCCCGCCAAUUGGCAGUUCGGGCAAACAUUCAGCGGGAAGAACUUCAGAGUUUGAUGAUAAAUUGGACAUCAAUGUCCUAAUUAACCCACAAAUAUAUAUAUAUAUCACAUCUAAAAAUGGGGCCAAAAUAUAUUUGUUUGAGGGAAUGUGAGUGAUUGUAAUGAUUUUUUUUUUUUUUUUUUAUCAACGAUAUAUUGUAAUGAUAAAUUAAGUUUAAGUUAGGGGAAGAAAGAAGAAGUGUUUCUAACUUUUCUGGAUUGGUGGGUUUGUUUUGUUGUGUGAAGUUAGUUAGGGUUAAGGGAACGGGCUGAGGCGGCUGCAGAAGGUUGUAGCCCGCAUCCUGUAUGAUACUACAGUAAAGAUUUUUUUUUUUG